This is a messenger RNA of Candida albicans SC5314, 1206 nucleotides long. RefSeq names its product Wor4p (gene WOR4). The transcript has a single exon. Lineage: Eukaryota; Fungi; Ascomycota; Pichiomycetes; Serinales; Debaryomycetaceae. The record is from RefSeq and is a predicted model, not a curated record. The coding region runs from base 1 to 1206 and encodes 401 amino acids. Gene Ontology annotation, biological process: regulation of DNA-templated transcription.
AUGUCGAGUGAUAAACCUGAACAAGAAAUCCUAGAUCCAAAGGAUUCAAAAAACGCUUCAUUGAAUCUGACAACGAAAAAGUCUCAAGAUAGCAAGCUUAUGUUACCACCUUUAGGUGUCAAGUCUGAGCAACAACAACCACAGCAACAGCAACAAACCCCACUUUAUGGUCAACAGGGGUCCCCGCAAGUUCAAACUCAACCGCAGUUUCAAGCAGACUAUUCGUAUGCCAAUUACCAACCUCAAGCUCAAUUUUACGACCCAUAUCAAAGACAAGUAAUUAUGCAACAAGCCAAUUUUGCUUCACCAUCGCAAUAUCCAAUUCAGCAGCCAUAUUCAUUUGCCAAUGGUAUGACCAACAUGGCCCAAUUCCACCCACAGACGUUGACAUCGCAUUCCGACUUUGAUCAACAACAAAUGCAGCAAUCAACCCAGCCAUCGCAGCAAGUACAAGUACAGGUGCAGAUACAACCACAAUCAAAUCUGAACCUGUUCCCUGCUGAGCAGAAACGUGGAAGAAGGUUUAGAAGGAGAUUCAAUCAAAUUGAGAGAAAAUAUCCUUGUUCGUUUCCUGGAUGUCAAAAGAGUUAUGGUUCUUUGAAUCAUUUAAACACCCAUAUUGUAACCAAAAAGCAUGGUCACAGAAAAUCAAAAGCUGAUUUCCAACAUUCUCUUCAAUCAAAAGAAGAAAACAAACCAUCAGAAAUUUCACAAUACGUUCAGCCUAGUAAUGAUUACACUGCUGGAAACUAUUGGUAUGGGUACGCUCCUCAUUUGCGAUCAACCACUUCGACAACAUCCUCGCAAAGUGAUUCGUUCAAUUCGCAGCAAAUACCGCAGCAGCCACAACAACAACAGCAGCAGCAGCCACAGCAACAAAACAAUAGCAACAAUUAUUUGUACUAUCAAGGUUUCCAGCAACCCAUUACUAAUGCUACGACUGUUAGUGGGGCAACGCCAGCUACUUCUACACUUACGCCCGCUGGAACUGCGUCUGCAUCUCUUCUGCACCAACCUCAAAUUCAGAAUCCCGCAUCUGCCUCUACAGUGCCUCAGCAAAGAAUGGUAAUGGGCAAUAUGGGCUAUUAUCAGCAACAAGGGGCUCCUCAAUAUUUUCCUGCACCUCAACAGUCUCUCUUAGGAAUCAAUGACGUUGAUUCAAGAAACCAAAUUGACGAUAACAAACCAACCCAACCAGGCAUUUAA